Messenger RNA from Chenopodium quinoa (quinoa), 777 nucleotides. RefSeq lists its product as uncharacterized. The record is from RefSeq and is a predicted model, not a curated record. Gene Ontology annotation, molecular function: nucleic acid binding. Bases 1 to 777 code for a protein of 258 amino acids. NCBI's taxonomy places the organism in Eukaryota, Viridiplantae, Streptophyta, Magnoliopsida, Caryophyllales, Amaranthaceae. The transcript has a single exon.
AUGUGCCAACAGUCCAAGAGGUUCAAAGUGAAAGGGAUGUUCAUGGCAGCCAUAUGGAAACCAAUUUUUGCCCCCAAUGGUGCAUUAGUACAUGAUGGAAAGUAUGGAAUUUUUCCAUUUGUCUAUGAAAGCAUAGCCAAGAAAAAAAAAAGCAAAAACAGGGAGGUUGGUGCUGUGGAAAUCAAGGCAACACAGAAUGGCAACAAAGAAGCCAUAAGAGCAAUGUUAAUCAACAAUGUCAUUCCAGCAAUCAAAGCUAAAUGGCCUGCCCAUCUACCCAAGGACAUAUGGAUUCAGUGGGAUAAUGCCAGACCUCAUCAAAUUCCAAGGGAUGAGGAAUUUGAAUCAGCCUGUCACUCUGAUGGAUUCAACAUUCAAUUCAUUUACCAGCCAGCUCAGUCCCCAGACUUAAAUGUGCUGGAUCUAGGGCUAUUCAAUGUAAUACAAUCAAUACAGUACCAAUCUUUUCUCAAGAACCUAAUGGAACUCAUUGAAAAAGUGAAAGAGGCUUAUGAGUUGUUCAACCCAGUGUUGAACAAGCACUGUUGGAUAAGUCUACAAUGUUUUAUGGAAGAGAUUCUGAAACACCAAGGAGGGAAUAACUUUAUCCUACCCCACAAAGGCAAAAAAAGGCUUGAGAGGAUUGGGAUGCUGCCAGAGCAACUAGAGGUGGAAAAGAAUGUGGUUCAACAGGCUGUUGAUUACCUCAACACUAUUUUCAUAUCAACUGACCAAGGGAUUGAAGAAGAUGAAGGGAUGCAAGUAGAUGCUGACUGA